Molecule: messenger RNA, 930 nt
Organism: Nyctereutes procyonoides (raccoon dog)
Lineage: Eukaryota; Metazoa; Chordata; Mammalia; Carnivora; Canidae
Product: olfactory receptor 4C12
Exons: 1
Coding region: 1-930 (309 amino acids)
Biological process (GO): G protein-coupled receptor signaling pathway
Cellular component (GO): membrane
Molecular function (GO): olfactory receptor activity; G protein-coupled receptor activity
Source: RefSeq, a predicted model, not a curated record
AUGGAAAAUAAAAGAAAUGUGACUGAAUUUAUUUUAAUAGGUCUUACACAGAACCCCACAAUGCAGAAUAUAGUAUUUCUGGGAUUUUUGAUUCUGUACAUGGUAACACUCUCAGGCAACCUGCUCAUUGUGGUUACCAUUACCACCAGCCAGGCUCUGAACUCCCCCGUGUACUUCUUUCUGACUCAUCUUUCCGUGAUAGACACAAUUUAUUCUUCUUCUUCAGCUCCUAAGCUGAUUGUGGACUCCCUUCAUGAAAAGAAAGUUAUCUCCUUUAGUGGGUGUAUGGCUCAAGUCUAUGCAGAACACAUUUUUGGUGCUACGGAGAUCAUCCUGCUGACAGUGAUGGCCUAUGAUCGCUAUGUGGCCAUCUGCAAACCUCUUCACUAUACUACUGUCAUGAACCAUAGGUUGUGCAUUCUCCUGCUGGGCGUGGCCUGGACUGGAGGAUUUCUCCAUGCAACCAUUCAGAUCCUCUUCACAGUCUGGCUGCCCUUCUGUGGCCCUAAUGUCAUAGAUCAUUUCAUGUGUGAUUUGUACCCUUUGUUGAAACUUGUUUGCAUGGACACUCAUACCCUUGGUCUCUUUGUUGCUGUCAACAGUGGUUUCAUCUGCCUUUUAAACUUCCUCCUAUUGGUGGUGUCCUAUGUGGUCAUCCUGUACUCCCUAAAGAGCUAUAGCUUGGAGGGGAGGCGCAAAGCCCUUUCCACCUGUGUCUCUCACAUUACAGUGGUUGUCUUGUUCUUUGUGCCCUGCAUAUUUGUGUAUCUGCGUCCAGUGACCACUCUGCCCAUUGAUAAAGCUGUUGCUGUCUUUUACACUAUGGUGGUCCCAAUGUUAAAUCCCUUAAUCUACACCCUCAGAAAUGCUGAGGUAAAAAAUGCUAUGAGGAAGCUCUGGAGAAAAAAAGUGACUUCAGAUAAUGAAUAA